Dermacentor albipictus is the source of this 2231-nucleotide messenger RNA. Its product is annotated as kunitz-type serine protease inhibitor A-like. Gene Ontology annotation, molecular function: serine-type endopeptidase inhibitor activity; receptor antagonist activity; transforming growth factor beta binding. The record is from RefSeq and is a predicted model, not a curated record. Gene Ontology annotation, biological process: transforming growth factor beta receptor signaling pathway. Lineage: Eukaryota; Metazoa; Arthropoda; Arachnida; Ixodida; Ixodidae.
AGAAGGAUGUAUCGUUCGCUAUCAUAGAAACGGAACAUGCGCGACCAACCUAAGGUAGUUUCUUGUGAAAUAUGUUUCUGUGCCGAACAAUCGCUCUUGUCACACUUGUUGCCUCCGUGUACGCGCCCAACUGGUUCAAAAGAAAGAAGUCAAACAAUUCCGCUACAAACCUGCCGCAGUGGUACGGUGCAGUGCCCGUUCAUUGCCUUAUACCAGCUCCUACUGGCCCCUGUCGACCACUACUGUACUAUUAUUAUUACGAUCCAAAAAACGGUGUCUGUAAGGAGGUCGAUCCUACUGUUUGCAGCGCAGGUGCAAACUUGUACAGCACCAAAGAAAGCUGCUACGAAGUCUGCAGCUCGGGACGGGUCCAAAAAGAGACAUACUGCCAACGACCGCCUCUCAUCGGCACAUGCGAACCGGUGCUUCAGACAUGGCACCAUGAUCGUGAUAAAAGAGUCUGCAAAAGACUGAACUACACCAUCUGUAGCCUCGGCAUCAAAGAGUUCGCCACAGAAGAGAUGUGUCUUAUCGUGUGCUUGCAAACAAAGAAGCCUAAGCUUUUGUGCAGCCUGAAGAAAAGGUCUGUGCCAUGCAUGGGUAGAUCACAAACAUGGUACUUUGAUCCCGAGAGCAACGGCUGUUACAGGUUUCCAAGUGGUCGCUGCGCAGCAAAUGACAAUGGUUUCCCAUCCAGACAAAAGUGCCUUGCGAGAUGUAGUUAUGAAAAAUAAUGGACAAGCAGCCUACAACAUCAAGAAAGGCCACGGUAUCUGUAACCAUAUACAAGAUUCCUAAUGAAUUUCAGGCUCCCAUGAAAAGGCGUCCAUAGACUGCGACCUUGAAGUCGUUAUGUGCUGUUUUCCCAUACAAAUUACACACUAGAACAAUCAGUGUUUGUGAAGCAAUCAGCAUUAUCAUCGAAACUCCUGGUGCCAUCACGAACGUUAACAAACUAACUAGUAAUAAUUUUCUUUAGGUCCAAUUUCUCUUGAAGGCAUUUCUUGUGGUUCUAGGUAUCUCUCUAAAGAAUUCCACUACAGACAAAAUGGCUUUAAUAACUGUGGGAAGAAAAAUACUAGAAAUUAGCAAAACAUUCAAGGCAUGUUAUCAUUUAAUUUAUAUUUUAACAAUUUAUCUAAUGUUGUGAACGUCAAAUUAUAUCAGUAUGCUGAUGACACUGUCCUUGUUUCACACGCUCGAAGUUACACUGACACCAUCUCUUCUUUACAAAUGGCAACAACAAAAGUGAUGUGAAAUGGCAACAACAAAAGUCGCUGUCUGCUAGGCACUGCCGUUCAAGCCCACUGUGGCUUUGGCAGGCACGAUUCUGCCAUUUGUAUGAUUCUGAAGUCAUCAAUAAGGUAUUAUUAUUAUUAUUACUCAAUUCAGCAUUUGUGAAGACGGAGUAGAUAACGUGUCACCUAAGCUUAUGCGUACACAAUUCUAGACAUCCUGAAAUUGAGGCAAUUUGCCAAGACAUAUUGAUCAGUGAAAAUUAGUCAGUGUACUUAGUAAGAAUAUGUAGAUUGCAACCAAAAAUUUUGGGAAACCUGAGGCAUAUUUUUUAAAAAUAAAUCACUCAAGAGAUAUCUAACGUUAGUGUUAAACCGCAAUAGCGGAAUAAUGUUUCAGGGUUAGGUAAAACGGUCGAAAAUUAUGUAGGCAUUGAAAACUUGAUUAGGCCAACAAUAAAAUAUAUCAUGGAAACAGGCUGCCCAACGGUGGACGGGACACCCAUCUUCGUCACUUGAAUUCAGAAAAGCCAUAAACCACUCGCUUUACCAUGCUUCAAUAAUAAUCUCGUCGUACAAGUUUGUAGAAUAUGUGGUAUUGAGGAAAUCAUUCCACGCUUUGGAAGGCGGUGACUAGAUUAGACAUCACUUACGUUUUACAGGGGUUAAGACGAAUUUUCAGGUACCAUUAUCUGUGUCAGAACUUUGCCAUUAACUGUGGCGUUUCAUGACACUAAAGCAACAGUAAUUUGCUUAAGCUCGACUGGUAAUUUGGUUAAGCCGCAAUCCGCGAUUCCCUCUGACAUCUGAACUUGGCUCCAUGAGCGGUCUGGAUGGGCAGAGUAGCUCUGGCUACGUAAGCUGCAAAUGACCGAUGCUUCGGGGAUACACACAGCUAUUCCAUUGUUGACAAUCCCAUACAAACCUUUAUACCAGCGCACCAAUAACUCUACGACAUUUGAAAGCGUGACCACAAUGUGUUGAAUAAAUUUCAUA